UGUCACGCCAUGCCAAAAUACCGUAACUCUAUUUCUAGUUACAAAUAGAAGAGAAAAAAGGCCCAAAGAACGAAUAGAUUACAGAAGGCCCAAUAUCGGAGAGGAGUCCCAUAAUUCAGUGCACUAAACGGAGAUUAACAUUUUCAGAUGAAUCGUUUUCCCGAUAAGAAUUCACCGGAAAAUGAAACCAUUAAUGGCAUCCAAUCGGGUUCUUACAAAGAGGGGCAAGCUAGAAACUUAACAGUAGAGCCAGUAGUGAUUGGGGGAAUGGUGUUGGAUGUAAAUGCCACAUCUUCCAUGCCUGCUAAUCCAGGGACCUCCACUCCUGGAAAGGUUAUCUUUUCAUUCGGUGGUGUGGCAAGGAAUGUUGCUGAUUGCAUCUCAAAGCUUGAAGCAAGACCAUUCAUGAUAAGCGCCGUUGGAUUUGACAUGGCAGGAAAUUUGCUACUGGGACAUUGGGAAUCUGCUGGAUUAUCCACAGAAGGUAUUCAGAGAAAUCGCAAUAUUGAGACUGCUGUUGUUUGCUAUAUCUUUGAUGAGAAAGGUGAAGUGGCAGCUGGCGUAGCUAGGGUAGAAUCAAUUGAAAAGUUUCUCACCCCAAGGUGGAUUGAAAAGUUCAAGUGCAAAAUAAGUUCUGCUCCAAUAUUGAUGGUGGAUGCAAAUUUGACUUCUUCUUCUCUUGAAGCAUCUUGUCAAAUGGCUGCUCAGUUUAAUACUCCAGUCUGGUUUGAGCCUGUAUCAGUCGCCAAAUCUAGAAGAGUUGCUUCAGUUGUCCAGUAUGUAAGUUUUGCAUCACCUAAUGAAGAUGAACUUAUUGCCAUGGCAAAUGCCAUAUCCGGCAGAGACAUAUUUCAUACAAUUCGGAAAGAUCAUGGUACUAUAAAGCUGUCCAAGGAAUCUUUGUUCCAAAUGCUUAAACCUGCAAUAUGGCUAUUGCUGGACAAAGGUGUUAAGGUAGUUGUUGUAACGCUUGGAUCACAUGGGGUAUUCUUAUGCUCCAAUGCAAAGUCCAAUCUUGAGAAACUUGUUUUCAAGGAAAACCAACCCUCUCACUUCAGUAAACAGUUAUACGAAGCUAUUGAUACAGUUUGUCCAAGGGAUCAGCUUUUUGGUACUUCAAAGUGUGGGCCGAUCUCAAAUCUUUUUGCUGUCCAUUUUCCUGCACUUUCUGCUUCAGUAGUGAGGCUUACAGGUGCUGGAGAUUGCUUAGUUGGUGGGAUGAUAGCUUCGUUGUGUGCUGGUUUGGAUGUCAUGCAAAGUGUAGCAGUUGGGAUUGCAGCUGCUAAAGUUGCUGUUGAAGUAGAAAGCAAUGUUCCUGCAGAGUAUUGUUUGGCCAGACUAGCAGAUGAUGCAAGGUCUGUAUACUCUGGUGCUACGAUACUUCUGUGUCAAUCCAAGUUGUAGUUCACCAAGAGUGGGAGUGAAUCAGAAUCUCCAUCAUCAUCAUCCGAAUAGCAAUCUGGAGAAGAGCUGAACUCGACCGAUGAUUCUGAACUAGUCUGGUAUUGUUCUUCAUUGUCAUCAUCAAGAGAUUGUGAAUUCCCAUCAGGGUUCAUUGAUUCAAGUUUUGAGAUUUCAUCCUUGCUACAUUUUUGCUUCAAUUCUUGCUGCUCCAUUAGAAAUAUUUACAAAAUCAAUGUAGUUUAAUAUAUUAAACAAUAGCAUGUUAGCUAUCAUUUUUAUCAGGCAAUCAAUUAAGUUUCUUA
Messenger RNA from Nicotiana tabacum (common tobacco), 1706 nucleotides. RefSeq names its product pseudouridine kinase. The record is from RefSeq and is a predicted model, not a curated record. NCBI's taxonomy places the organism in Eukaryota, Viridiplantae, Streptophyta, Magnoliopsida, Solanales, Solanaceae. Gene Ontology annotation, molecular function: pseudouridylate synthase activity; kinase activity; hydrolase activity, acting on glycosyl bonds. Gene Ontology annotation, cellular component: cytoplasm.